Molecule: messenger RNA, 597 nt
Organism: Penicillium olsonii
Lineage: Eukaryota; Fungi; Ascomycota; Eurotiomycetes; Eurotiales; Aspergillaceae
Source: the annotation of a GenBank genome assembly
AUGGACCACUCCAUGCAUAUGGCCAUGGGCCACGGUGAUAUGGGCCAUGGUGGUAUGGACCACGGUGACAUGGAUAUGGGAGGCCAGUGCAGCAUGAAUAUGCUUUUCAACUGGUCCUCGGAAAACCUUUGCAUUAUCUUCCGCAGCUGGCGAAUCACCGGCCCUAUCUCCUUCUUCUUUUCCCUCGUGGCUAUUGUGAUCCUUACAGCUGGCUAUGAAGGAAUACGAUCAGCAACUCGGAAGUACGAGGCUGCCCACGCACAGCGCCUGGGCACUUUCGUAGGUUCUGUCAACACAGGUGACACUGAGACUGCCGACCCUAUCAGUACCAACGGCCUGGCGAACGUUCUCCCUCGCACUCACAACGAAGGCUCACCACUGCUUGCAGGAAGGGACAACAAGGCGGCAUUGGCACGCAAGGGAAAAUUGACCAUGGCGGCUUUAUAUGCCAUUCAGGUCUUUUAUAGUUUCUUCAUCAUGCUUCUCUUCAUGACAUACAACGGCCCCGUCAUGAUUGCGGUUGCAGUGGGUGCUUUCGUUGGAUACCUCGCUUUCUCCGAGGGACUCCCAGCCAGCAAGACGAUCGCCUGUCACUGA